AUGUCUAUCCUAUCCUCUCAACACCAAGGAUCACUCUUUAUCGUAGUACUUCAUGUCAGUCAUACAAGUGCACCAACACCGGCCAACAAUGAACCACUUUCCACCAUUUCAGCACAUCUAAAUAAUAAUGUUUUGACUGGUAGUACCAAUUUGAACCAACUGUGUGUCAUUUCACAUCCAAUUCGUAUAGUUUCCAAAGUAGACCAUGUUAAAAAGGAGGGUAUCCCCAUUUUGAAAAAGAAGACCUUUCACGAGAUCCUAACAGACAAGUUGAAAAGAUUACAAAAAUGUCAAGAUGGUCAAAGUAAAUGGAUCAAAAAUCUAUUUGAUCAACAUCAUUGUCAAUUUGAUUAUCGUCCAUUUAUCGAUCCAGAAUGUAAUAAUAAUAGUAGUAAUAAUAAUAAUAGUAAUAAUUCAAAUCAUUCAACUCCACAACAACAUUUUAUAAAUCAUUUAAAUUCAGAAGAUGAUGAAGAUCAAAUUGAAAAAGAUAAUGAAAAUGAUGAUGAUCAAGAUGAUGAUGACAAUUGUAAUAAUAAUAAUAAUAUUGAUGAAGCAAAUAUAAAUCAAAUUAAACAACAACAAAAAGUAGUAAAUCCAACAACAAUAUUAAAUGGAGAAAUAUAUUUUCAAAAUAGUUUUAAUAGAGUUGUUGAAUCUUAUAAAUGUAUAGUAUCGAUUGAUGAUAGAAAAGAGGAAAUUAAGAAAAUGGUUAAAAUCCUACACAGUGAGGAUUUGGAACAAUUGGUAAAUGUCUUUAUUGAAGAAUUACAUGAUAAAGAAAUUCCCCAUGUUCAACAACAACAUCAACAACAAUCAACAACAAGUAGUCAUUAUCAUCAACUUUAUCCUCCCAUCCACCCUAAUCAUCAUCCACAUCAUAUGCAUCAACAACACCAACAAUAUAACCAACAAGAAAUAUCACAAAACUUUUUAAUUAAUAGUAAUCCAUUAGCAUCACCAAAUUUAAAUCAUCAUAUGAUUAUGAUUGAUCCAAGACAUAAUGAUUCAUCAUCAUCAUUAUUUUAUUCACAAUUUAAUUAA
Cavenderia fasciculata is the source of this 1044-nucleotide messenger RNA. Its product is annotated as putative transcriptional regulator. The transcript has a single exon. Bases 1 to 1044 code for a protein of 347 amino acids. NCBI's taxonomy places the organism in Eukaryota, Evosea, Eumycetozoa, Acytosteliales, Cavenderiaceae. The record is from RefSeq and is a predicted model, not a curated record.